AAAAAAAACCAACACCCACUCCCUUAUCUCCCAAUUUCCCCCACAGAGCCUCCUCCCCGCUCCAAUGGCCACGCUACUGUUCGGCAGCGGCGGCGGCGUGCUCACCGCCCGCCACAACUUCCCAACAAAUCACCCCCCCCCCGCCUCCCUCUAUCCUUCCACGUGUCCCCCCGCAGCAGCCACGUGCGCGCGCCGAGAGGGCUGGCCUCGUCUAGAACCCGGAGACUGGAGAAGAGAACCAAGAAAGGCGACGAAGACAGAGAAGAGGAUCCGGGUGAGGAGGCAGCAGGAGCUUCUUCUCCUCCUCCUCCUCCGUUUGAGGUUGGUGGUGGAGGAGGAGGAGGAGGAGAUAUUGAGUAUUCGAAGGAGCCGAUGCCGAAGCUGGAAGGAUUGGAGCCUGAUUUCUGGGAGGGCCCUCAGUGGAAUGCUUUCGGGUUCUUCGUGCAGUACAUGUGGGCUUUUGGCAUCCUCUUUGGGCUGAUUUCUGGCGGAAUAGCUGCUGCCACGUAUAAUGAAGGGGCAGCAGAUUUCAAGCAAACUCCAGCGUACAAGGAGUCGAUCCAAUCGAGAGAACUACUAGAAGAACCAGAUGCAUCUAAUGCUGAUGUAUUUGAGGCCAAUCCUACAGAGACUGCACCAAGUUUGGAGUAAUCCUAUCACGGCAAAUUCGUGUGAUGCUGGAUCAUGGAUAUCCUUCUGUACUCAUAAUAGAGUAUAUAACUCACAGGGUAAGGCCAUAUGCCAGGUUUGUCUGAUUAUUAUUUAUAUGCUGUGCUCUCUCCCCUUUUGCAGGUGAAUUUGCAAUACUUUCUUGAUCUCAUCUUGUAAGUUCUUAAAGAAUGCAAGUAGCAGUGUAAUAUUUCUCUUGAUACAAGUAAAGGUUUCCAGAAAUAUAUAAAUUAUUCUUCCUUUUCAGUUUGCUA
Molecule: messenger RNA, 923 nt
Organism: Asparagus officinalis (garden asparagus)
Lineage: Eukaryota; Viridiplantae; Streptophyta; Magnoliopsida; Asparagales; Asparagaceae
Exons: 2
Source: RefSeq, a predicted model, not a curated record